Trichomycterus rosablanca is the source of this 3386-nucleotide messenger RNA. RefSeq names its product SWI/SNF-related, matrix-associated actin-dependent regulator of chromatin, subfamily a, containing DEAD/H box 1 a (gene smarcad1a). Gene Ontology annotation, molecular function: DNA binding; ATP-dependent chromatin remodeler activity; ubiquitin binding. NCBI's taxonomy places the organism in Eukaryota, Metazoa, Chordata, Actinopteri, Siluriformes, Trichomycteridae. The record is from RefSeq and is a predicted model, not a curated record. The coding region runs from base 1 to 3000 and encodes 999 amino acids. Gene Ontology annotation, cellular component: nucleus. The transcript is spliced from 23 exons.
AUGAGUUUUUUUAACCUGGACCGAUUCCGCUUUCAAAAAGAUAAAACUAGUGCAAGUGUAACAUCACUGACUUCAUCUAAACCAGAGCAGCGCAGACUGGAGGAUAAAUCCAGCUCAGAUAAAGAGAAUAUCCUGGUGAGCAAAGCAAAACCAGACGGAAGACGAGGAGGAAGAGGUAAAAUCUCCCGGCAUGCAUUAGAAGACGUGUCCUCUGAUGAUGAGCCCCUUAAGAAGUCAAAGCAAUCAGGGAAACAGCCGUCAGCAAAGACGACCAAGGAGUGUGAGAAGCAGACAAAUAUGGAAAUGGAUAAAGUGGCCAAACUGUUAGAAAUGUUCCCUCAGAGGAGCAAAAGUGAGCUGUUGGAGGUACUUAAGCAGUCGAGUACACUGGAUGGAGCUGUCGCAUAUUGUUUGGUGACAUUUGGGGAUAAAGGUUCAUCCAAGACUAGAGGUAAGGCUGCACACAGUGAUGAUGAUGAUGAUGAUGACGAUGAUAACGACGACGACGACGACGACGGCUGUGAGGUUCAACCAAUGAAACGUAGAAGGUUUAAAGAAUCUGAGUCUGAUGAGGAGUCUGAGGAGGAAAGCCAAGAGCCGAGCAGAGAGAAGCAGAAGGCUCUGCUGAUCAAAUUGAAAAAGAAACUACCAGAAAUUGAGGAGACACUGCUGAGGGACGUUCUGAGAGAACAUGGCUGGGAUUUUACAAAUGCCUGGGAAUCUUUACGCUUACUUUCAUCAGAACAAGAGUGCAAGCCGAAAGCAUCUCGAAAGAAUCUGAAUAAUUCAACACCAGCAAGAAGCAACAUCAAGAACAAUGAAGAUGCAAAACCAAAGCCAAGUAGUCUGUCAAGAUGGUUGUCAGUAAGCAAAUCUCCAGCAGAAACACACAACCCAGCAAAGCAUUCCACUUCAAGAGCUACCAAAAUAGCUGACCCUAAGCCUAUGAGAGCAAAUGUGGCUAAACCAAAACCAGAGCAAAACAGUGACUUGGAUGAUGAUGAUGAUAAUGAAGAAGAGCCUGACAGUGAAGUCGAGAGUGAUUCAGAUGACUGUGACUCGGAAAGUGGUGAUGACGUGAAUGCCACUGUCAAGGACCAGAUAUUGCGGUUUCUACAGGAGGCCUCAUUAGAUGAACUGACGUUAAUAUCUGGCUGUUCGCUGAAAAAAGCCCAAAAGAUUAUUUCACUGAGACCCCUUUACACAUGGAAGGAUGUGAAUAAGCAUUUCCACAAGGACAAUGGUUUGUCUCUGGACUUGGUGCAUGGUUGUAAGGAUGUCCUGAAGGAGAGGCAGGUCCUAAAGCAGCUCAUGACCAGAUGUAAAAGCAUAGCUAAGAAAAUGACCAAAGAUGUCACUGAGGUCAUAGAGAAUGGCAUGGACUCUAUAAAACAGCCAUCAGUCCUCAAUAAGAAGUUUAAAUUACAGUCAUACCAGUUGAUAGGUUUAAAGUGGCUUAUGCUUCUACACCAGCACAAUCUCAGUGGAAUCCUGGCUGAUGAGAUGGGUUUGGGAAAGACAAUUCAGGCAAUUGCUUUUCUGGCUCAUCUCUAUCAGAAAGGAUUUACAGGUCCUCACCUCAUUACUGUACCCUCUUCCACUCUGGAUAACUGGGUAAGAGAGCUACAGUUGUGGUGCCCCAGUCUCAAGGUGAUUGUUUACUAUGGUUCAGUGGAGGACCGUAAAUACCUGCGCCAUGAUAUUCUCAACAAUCAAGUACAGUUCAACGUCAUAGUGUCUACAUAUAACCUAACAAUCGGAAAUGAAAGCGACAGGAGUCUUUUCCGCAGGUUAAAGCUUCAGUAUGCACUGUUUGAUGAGGGUCACAUGCUGAAAAACAUGAACUCGCUACGCUACCGUCAUCUUAUGUCUAUUAAUGCUGACCAGAGGUUGUUGCUCACUGGAACUCCUUUACAAAACAAUUUGCUGGAACUGAUAUCUCUGCUGAACUUCAUCAUGCCCUCCAUGUUCUCAAGCAGCACUUCAAAGAUUUCCAAGAUGUUUUCUACGAAAUCAUCAGAAGAGGAGAGCAGUUUCCAUAAAGAGAGAAUUGCCCAGGCUAAGCUCAUCAUGAAGCCCUUCAUCUUGAGACGAGUCAAGAGUGAGGUGCUCAAAGAAUUACCAGCCAAGGUGGAGAAGAUUGAAAUGUGUCCCAUGAGUGAUGCUCAGCAGCAACUCUAUGAUAAACUUUAUGGCAGGCUCAAGAAGACUGUAAAUGGAGAGAAGCGAGAGCUUAGCAACGUGAUGAUGCAGCUAAGAAAGAUGGCUAAUCAUCCACUUCUACACCGGCAAUACUAUACCACUGAGAAAUUGGCUGCCAUGAGUAAAGCUAUGCUAAAGGAGCCGACGCAUUUUGACGCAAACCCUGCACUGAUUCAGGAAGACAUGGAGGUGAUGUCAGACUUUGAGCUUCAUAACCUGUGUAAAGAGUACAGCUCCAUUAGCAGCUUCCAGCUGGACAAACAGCUUCUUAUGGACUCCGGAAAGUUCUCCCUGCUUACUAAGCUAUUGGCCAAGCUCAAAAAGAAGGGUGACAGGGUGGUGCUCUUUAGUCAGUUCACCAUGAUGCUGGACAUUGUGGAGAUUCUGCUAAAACACCUCGGUCACCAGUAUGUUCGACUCGAUGGCUCCACACCUAUGGCAGAAAGAAUUGGCCUUAUUGACGAAUACAACACAGACCCAGAAAUAUUUGUCUUCCUUCUGUCGACGCGUGCCGGUGGUCAGGGGAUCAAUCUCGCCUCUGCUAACGUAGUAAUUCUACAUGACAUCGACUGCAAUCCUUUUAAUGACAAACAAGCAGAAGACCGCUGUCAUCGAAUGGGGCAGACCAGGACUGUACAAGUUAUCAAACUGGUUAGUAAAGAUUCCAUUGAGGCCUGCAUGCUUCGUGUAGGGCAAGAAAAGCUCAAACUUGAACAAGACAUGACUACUGAUGAAGGUGAAGAGGGAGUCAUGUCUGAGCAAAUGGCUGAGCUGCUAAAGGUAUCACUGGGUCUUUGACAAAAGUGAAAAAAAACAUUCAUGCCUUAACAUUUCAUAUUUUACUCAAAUAAACAGAGCAACUAUUACACAUAUAAGCAUACAAUCUAGACCAAGAAAUCCAUGUAUUACUUUAUUUUUGUAAAUUGUUCCUGGACACUUGAUAAAUGGUGUUUUUAGCUAUCCAAGAAAUAGCAAGCAAACGUUUAUAUCAGGGUUUAUAUGGGUACAACAUGACAAUGUUUACUUCACCUUUUAUAUACUGACUACAGCACUUCCAAGUGAAUCCAAAUACUGGGUUCACAUGGUGACUGGCUCUUAACAUAUUUUUUUAUGUACUGUGGUUGUGUACAUGUUUUAUAUAUAUUGUUGUAUGUGUUCCUGUCAAAUAAACGCAGUUUAUAGUA